Molecule: messenger RNA, 2610 nt
Organism: Penicillium subrubescens
Lineage: Eukaryota; Fungi; Ascomycota; Eurotiomycetes; Eurotiales; Aspergillaceae
Gene: slx4
Product: protein slx4
Exons: 1
Coding region: 1-2610 (869 amino acids)
Biological process (GO): DNA replication; DNA repair
Cellular component (GO): Slx1-Slx4 complex; nucleus
Molecular function (GO): 5'-flap endonuclease activity
Source: RefSeq, a predicted model, not a curated record
AUGACGAGCACCGCGGACGUGAUUAUCUUGUCCUCGUCUCCGAGUGCUUCGCCGCAUAUCCUCACGAGACUCGCCAAAAACGUGCAGAGACAGUCUGAGUUAUGUCCAGAAGUUGCGACAACCGAGCCUCUCCCAUCGCCAUCCGAGCUGUUCCUCCCUCCCUCCCGCUCUCGAUUCUUCGACGUGCCCGCAAGGAAGGACGACGCGUCCAAGAAGAAACGCUCCACAACCAAAAAGACAGCCCCUUCGGAUGACAAAGAGAAGGAUGCUCCAAGUAAAACGCGACAGAAGGCGAAGAAGGUUACCAAGGAGCCAACGCAGAACGGCCUGGACGACCUAGAACCCCAAACCCUUGAUCCCAAGAAGAACGAUGUGAAGAAGACUGCGGGGUCCCAGAAAAGUCGCGCGAAGCCGAAAGCGAAAAAAGAGACGGGAAAUCUGAAACUAGCUGGCAAGGUAACCAAGGCGAGCAAGAGCAACGAUACCCAAGCGAAGACUGCCAAGACUACGAAGGCCGGACAGAAGACAGCAGCGGUACAAGAUCCUCCUGUCGAGUCAACAGAACCUUCUGAGUCAACGAAACCAUCUAAGACAUCUAAUGCUCUGGGAAAAGAUGAGGUUCUGCAACUGGGUGAGGCCACGAGAAGACGCAGGGACUGGACACCACCGAAAGAGACACCUCCGCAGCUGAUCACCACAAUGGAUAAUGGGACCACUUCUGAUGAAACCCAUGAACCGAGCGCAAAGAGUAGAUUCGGUGGUAUUCUCACGGACUACAACUACUCCGGGUCGAGUUCGGAUUCCCGAGAAGUUAGUGCAAAUGAGGGCGGACCAACAAAACGAAGAAGGAUCGACCUCGUGGACCCUCAAUGCAACCCAUUGCAUGGCCGAAAUUCGAAAGAAGACUCUGUUGUUCAAGGAGAUACACCAUCGUCAAUCUCAUCAUCGGGCCGGCAAGCGAAGCGGAAACCAAAAACUCAGAAGCGCUUCACAACUCUGACGGCUCGCAUGACAGCCCAGUAUACAUCGAAUGAUGUAGAGGAAGAUACCCAAGCAGACGAUAUCACGCAAUACAUCACCAAACCAAAGCCUCGGGGGAACAAGAGCAGAUCAAACGAUAAGGAUCCGGAAUUGAUUGUACUUUCUCCAGAGGCAGCUUUCAAGGUGUUGGAUCAACAAGAUGUUGUCUUUGGUACUUGCAGCCAGCUCGAAAGAGACGACUCUCCGGAGACCUUACGAGAAAUGCAGCGGGCCAUUCGUGCGUCAGAGAGCCUGGCAUUUGGGGAACGAGGAACCGGUUAUACUUCGGGCGUUGAACAAACUGCAAGGAGCGAGUCCACAUCAAGUUCCAUGUCUCGAUUCACAGGCGUAAGAAAUCUAUGGAGCGUUGCAGGUCGAGACACGGCAGGGUCUUUGGUUCAGGCGGGAAGUGUGGAGAAGGUUGAUCUAACAGAUGCGCCCCAUGUCAGCAAGCCGAAAGAUGCGCCUACAAGACACCCAAGACUAGAUGUCUCCGACGAUGAGUGGUUGGAUCUUGAGUAUGGAAAGCCUGGUGAUUCACGGGACGAGACUUCAUCUUCCACAAAAGCUUUGCAACAACCAGCCGAGCCCAACCCUCCAACUCCCGCCGUACUUGCACCGCCUGUACCUGAUACCCAGCCGGCAGCGAAUAAAAGCCAUCACACGGCUGAGGUUUCGCAGCCGGCCCCAAUGCCACAGUACAAUGGAUUCACAGACGCGGAGCUCUCAAGGCAAGUUGCUUCAUAUGGGUUUAAGUCUGUUAAAGGACGCAAGAAGAUGAUCGACUUGCUUCAAAAGUGCUGGGAAUCGAAGCAUGGCAAGGCUGACCAACGUGUUGGUGUCUCCUCCCAGCCCCCUUCAGCAGCACAGGCCGAUAAUAUAACCACUGCUCCUGCUACAAAACCUCCGAGCCCCAAUCCCAAGACCAAGGGAAAGACGAAACCUAAAAAGACUGCAUCAAUGGCCACGCCAACGGAGCCUGCUACGCGGACGGAGACUGUGGCAAAGACCACUCCCAAAAAGAACCAGCAACGAUCCUCCAAGGUUGGACACCCUCCGCCAUCCUCAUACAUACAUAUCGAAGAGAUCCAAGAUUCGGAGGAAGAGGUCUUUCUCUCGCCGAGCCAGGUACAAAAGCGGUAUACCGAGAUCUUUUCCAACACCGCUACAUCAGUCCGAGCCCCUGUUUUGCAAAUCCUGACCAAGGAUCGGCCACAAACACCCACCAAGCGCAAGGCAACUGCCUUCAAGACUUCACGCAGUACAAAGUCAACGUCAUCCACAACUGCCACCAAGGUGGAUAAAACACCAUCCGUCGAGCGUGGUAGCCAGCUAGACAUAUCCAUCCAGAUCACCAAGGCCGUUCGUGCGCAGCCCCAGCUUUCGAUGUCCACCAGCCGAAGUCGGCCAAGCUGGCAUGAGAAGAUCCUCAUGUACGACCCCAUCGUCCUCGAGGACUUCACAUCAUGGUUGAAUGUCGAAGGACUUGGCCUUAUUGGCGAGGACCGGGAGGUUGGUACCGCGGCUGUGCGGGAAUGGUGCGAGGGCAAGGGGAUUUGUUGCUGUUGGAAGAAGAAUGCAAGUUGGUGA